GUGUCAGUAAUUGAACCUUCGAGCUCUUGCAUAUAACUUAUUCAAUGUCACUAGCCAAAUUACUACUGAGAUUUAAACAUAAGUAAUCUAUUUUUUUAUAUGACAGGACUUUUUGAUAGAGGAAGAAAAUGAUUGGUAUGCGAAAAGAUAUUUUAUUGACAACAAAUGCUCCAUAUCACCAAUGCUAAGUUCCUGCAUUAAGAAACACUCUUCUCUCUUCCCCUCAUAAUAACUUCCAUUUCUUCACAACUUUCACAAAAUGUCUGUCUUCUUUCUUCCCUCUAGAUCUCAUGUUCUUUUUCUUGCACUCAUGUUGUUUCUCACUAACAUCUCAGCUCAAUCACAACACCUCAGUGGAACAAACUUUUCAUGCCCUGUGGAUUCACCUCCUUCAUGUGAAACUUAUGUGACAUACAUUGCUCAGUCUCCAAAUUUUUUAAGCCUAACAAACAUAUCUGAUUUAUUUGAUAUCAGUCCUUUAUCCAUCGCAAGAGCGAGUAACAUAGACGACGAGGAUAAAGAGCUGAUACCAGGUCAAGUCUUAUUAGUACCUGUAACUUGUGGCUGCACUAAACAUCGCUCUUUCGCCAAUAACACCUACACGAUCAAGCUCGGCGACAGCUACAUUCUAGUUUCAACCACUUCAUAUCAGAAUCUCACCAAUUAUCUUGAAAUGGAAGAUUCCAACCCUGGUCUAAAUCCUAAUCUUAUUCCACCAUUCAUCAAAGUUGUAGUCCCAAUAUUCUGCAGGUGCCCUUCAAAGACUCAGCUGAACAAAGGAAUAAAGUAUCUGAUAACUUACGUGUGGCACGCUAACGACAAUGUUUCAACUGUAAGUUCCAAAUUUGGUGCAUCACAAGUUGAUAUAUUGACUGAAAACAAUUACAAUCAAAACUUUGCUUCUGCAGCCAACCUUCCAGUUUUGAUUCCUGUGACAAGGUUACCUAUUCUAGCUCAACCGUCUUCGAAUGGAAGAAAGAGAAGCAUUCAACUUCCUGUUAUAAUUGGUAUUAGUAUAGGAAGUGCUUUUUUCGUUACAGUUUUAACAGUAUCACUUGUGUAUUUAUACUGUCUGAAAAUGAAGAGAUUGAAUAGGACUGCUUCUUUAUCUGAGACUGCAGAUAAGUUACUUUCAGGAGUUUCGGGUUACGUAAGCAAGCCAACAAUGUAUGAAAUGGAUGUGAUCAUGGAAGCUACAAUGAACCUGAGUGACCAAUGUAAGAUUGGUGAAUCAGUUUAUAAGGCUAAUAUAGAUGGUAAAGUUUUAGCAGUGAAAAAAACUAAGAAAGAUGCUUCUGAGGAGCUGAAAAUUCUGCAGAAGGUAAAUCAUGGAAAUCUGGUGAAACUAAUGGGUGUGUCUUCGGACAACGAGGGUAACUGUUUUCUGGUUUAUGAGUAUGCUGAAAAUGGUUCUCUUGAUGAAUGGUUGUUCUUGGAAUCUUCGAAAACUUCGGAUUCGACAGUCUCCCUUACAUGGUCUCAGAGAAUAGGCAUAGCAGUGGAUGUUGCAGUUGGUCUGCAAUACAUGCAUGAACAUACUUAUCCAAGGAUAAUCCACAGAGACAUCACAACAAGUAAUAUCCUUCUCGACGCGAACUUUAAGGCCAAGAUAGCGAAUUUUUCGAUGGCUAGAACUUCAACCAACCCGAUGAUGCCGAAAAUAGAUGUUUUCGCUUUUGGGGUGGUUCUGAUAGAGUUGCUAACCGGAAAAAAAGGCGUAACAACGAAAGAAAAUGGUGAGGUUGUUAUUAUGUGGAAGGAUUUUUGGAUGAUUUUUGAUCUAGAAGGGAAUAAAGAAGAGAGGCUAAGAAAAUGGAUGGAUCCUAAGUUAGAAAACUUUUAUCCUAUAGAUAAUGCUCUUAGUUUGGCUUCUUUGGCAGUGAAUUGCACUGCUGAUAAAUCAUUGUCAAGACCAACUAUUGAAGAAAUUGUUCUUUGUCUUAACCUUCUCAAUCAACCAUCAUCUGAACCAACAUUAGAAAGAUCUUUGACAUUUGGGUUAGAUGUUGAAGAUACUCAAAUUGUUACUUCUAUAGCAGCUCGUUGAUCAAGUGAAGAUAAUAUUAAUUCUGUUUUCUUUCAUAUUGAAGAUGGUACUUUGUUUACAUGAUAACUAUAUUUUUAUGCGUGGAAGUAUAUGGUUAGUUUAAUUAAGGGGAGUGUUCUAAAUUUCAUUUGUUUUGUUUUUCUUCUAUCUGUUAUUCUUUAAAACAUGAGUUUUGGCUAAGUGAAUUGCAAGCUGCUAUUGAACUCAGAAUAAAUUUGCAUAUUUCACUGUCUUUGUUAAUCAGAGAAUUGAUAGUUUGUAUCAUAUGAUGAAUCCUGUUACAUGUGCAAA
Cicer arietinum (chickpea) is the source of this 2338-nucleotide messenger RNA. Its product is annotated as serine/threonine receptor-like kinase NFP. Gene Ontology annotation, biological process: protein phosphorylation. The record is from RefSeq and is a predicted model, not a curated record. NCBI's taxonomy places the organism in Eukaryota, Viridiplantae, Streptophyta, Magnoliopsida, Fabales, Fabaceae. Gene Ontology annotation, molecular function: protein kinase activity; ATP binding.